Messenger RNA from Penicillium coprophilum, 489 nucleotides. RefSeq lists its product as uncharacterized. Bases 1 to 489 code for a protein of 162 amino acids. Lineage: Eukaryota; Fungi; Ascomycota; Eurotiomycetes; Eurotiales; Aspergillaceae. The transcript has 2 exons. The record is from RefSeq and is a predicted model, not a curated record.
AUGAAGUUUUCUCUCGCUACCAUCACCGCCUUCGUCGGCGCCAUCAGCGCCGCCAGCCUUCCUGAUGCCUUCACUCUCGUUGCUGAGGGCGGCAAGACUGUCCUGACAGAUGGCCAGAACGCCUAUAUUGGUGCCAACACCACUGACCAUGAAAUCCUGAUCCUCCGUGGCGGCAGCCCUAACGGCCUUGUCUCAUACACUGCCAAGAACGGUGUCCCUACGGCUUUCCAGAACCUAUACAUCGUCGAAGACUCUGUCUCGCCCGUCGGUCUGACAAUCCCUCACUCUGGCGCUGUUCCCGAGGGAGGCAAUCUCACUGGCUUUGGUGUCAACGAUCAGGGUCUGUUCACUCAUGGCGGCAAGGAUUGGUUCUCCGUUGACGGCUACGGCGAUAGCAAGGUCAAGGAGAUCUAUUGGUACGGUGCUCAUAACUCUGUGUACCGUAGCGAGAAGCUCUAUGUUAAGGAGCUCAAGAAUUACUCCGUCUAA